CCGCCGGUGCAUCCUCAGCUUCCAGCCAUGGCGUUGGUCACUCUGCAGCGGUCGCCGACCCCCAGCGCCGCGUCCUCCGCUAGCACAGUGACGACGACAGCGGGCGAGGAUUUUGGGAGUGAAGAUGAACGACGGAUGAAUCAAAGCUUGAGUGAGAGCUUCUUCAUGGUGAAAGGUGCUGCACUCUUCCUACAGCAAGGGAGCUCUCAGCAGGGCCAAAAAGUGCAUCCUCACCACAAACAUGCAGGUGACUUACCUCAACACCUGCAGGUGAUGAUAAACAUUCUUCGUUCAGAGGACCGGAUCAAACUGGCGGUGCGGCUGGAGAGUGCGUGGUUAGAUCGUGUGCGAUACAUGGUAGUUUUAUACACCAGCGGACGGCAGGACACGGAGGAGAACAUCCUGCUGGGAAUCGACUUUACUAACAAAGACUGCAAAAGCUGUUCGAUUGGCAUGGUGCUGCCUCUGUGGAGUGACACUAAAAUCCAUCUGGAUGGAGAUGGGGGCUUUACUGUGAACACGGCAGGUCGGACUCAUGUCUUCAAACCUGUGUCAGUGCAGGCCAUGUGGUCCGCUCUCCAGGUCCUGCAUAAGGCAUGUGAGGUGUCCCGCAGAUACAACUACUUCCCUGGCGGGAUGGCUCUCACUUGGAUGGGAUACUAUGAAAGCUGCAUUGCUUCAGAGCAGAGCUGCAUCAAUGAAUGGAACACCAUGAAGGACUUGGAGUCGACACGUCCCGAUUCGCCCACCAUGUUUGUUGACAAGCCUUCAGAGAGAGAAAGGACAGAGUGCCUUAUUAAAUCCAAACUUCGCAGCAUCAUGACUUGCCAGGAUCUUGAGAAUGUCACAUGCAAACAGAUCCGCACUGAGUUGGAGCAGCACAUGAGCUGCAACCUUAAGGGAUUCAAAGAGUUCAUAGACAACGAGAUGCUGUUGAUUUUGGGCCAGAUGGACAAAGCAACACUUAUCUUUGACCACGUCUAUCUGGGCUCUGAAUGGAAUGCCUCCAAUCUGGAAGAGCUCCAAGAGACAGGGGUGGGCUAUAUCCUCAAUGUUACCAGGGAGAUAGACAACUUCUUUCCAGGCACAUUCAGUUAUCACAACAUACGUGUGUACGAUGAAGAGGCCACUGACCUGCUUGCUCAUUGGAACGAUACGUACAACUUCAUUGUUAAAGCAAAAAAGAACCACUCCAAGUGUCUUGUUCACUGUAAGAUGGGCAUCAGCCGAUCCGCCUCCACAGUCAUUGCUUAUGCAAUGAAAGAGUUCGGCUGGUCGCUAGAGAAGGCAUACAACUUUGUCAAGGAAAAGAGGAGCAUCACACGACCGAAUGCAAGUUUCAUGCGACAGCUGGCAGAGUACGAGGGCAUCCUCGAUGCGAGCAAACAGAGGCACAACAAGCUGUGGCAUCCAGAUGCAGACUGUGACAUGGCAGAAGGCCAGCAGAGCUUGGCUCUGUGCUGUGGGGAGGAAGACCACGUCACCCCAGAACCAGGGAUGUCUCCCUGCUGUGAAGACUCGCUGCCGGAUAAAGGCGCAGCAGGCCCCUCCCCUUGCCGAAAAGUGGCCCUGGAGAUCGACCCCGCCUACAACAACUAUUAUUUCCGCCGGCUCUCUGACUCCGCGCUAGACAGUGAGCCCUCAACGCCUGUGCGUGGCCCCCCUCUCCUGGGCAUGGAGAAGGUCUUCAUCGAAAUCGAGGACGUCGAGCGAGAUGCUCUGCUGGACGACGAAGCGUUCGAUGGACGCGAAAGUCUGGGGCUUCCCCCUUUUGGGUCCACCUCGGAGGGCACCGCUGCCCAGACAUGCAGUCGUGGCCCAGAGCCGCUGGAGGAGCUGCGAUUGCGACUGGAGUUUAGCACAGUAGAGGAAGAGGAUGAGGAGGAUGUGCAAAAGGAGGAGGCAGAAAUGGAGGUACUAAUGCAGCCAGACGAUGGAGGGGGCGGCAAUGGAGGUGGGGGAGCAGAGGAAAGCCAAGAUGUGGAGGUGGAAGUAGAUAGUGAGGUUAACAGCAUGGACCUGGCAACCCUGAAUGACAAUUGCAACAAUAACAACCGAUUGACCUCACAACGGAACCUCAAUGGAAAAGCCACACCUCUUGAAGCCAACGUGUCUUUACUAAAGGAUGUUUUGCCAACUUCCCUAUCAAAUCCUUGCCUUAAGCCCAAUCCUGCUCAUUCCCCAAGUGCCCCAUCUCUGCUGUCCCAGGCCUCUCCUGAAGACCUCCAGUGUUCGGUGGGACUCCUGUCUCUCUCUGACUGUGCCGGCUUCGCUUCCCUUUGCUCUACACUUGUCCCUGUUGUACGGCAGCAGCUGGCAGACUCUCGACCUGUUGUGGGGAUGAAGGACUGUGGCGAUAUGUCGCAUGUAAACAUGGAUGCCGAAAGGGGGAUGUCUGUUGAGGCGCUCCCUGAGCUGGUGACCAUGUUAGACAAAGAUACUCCUGCUGAGGCUGGCUGCCAGCAAAAGGAGACCCUUGUGGAGCUGCGACGGUCUGGUUUAGUGCGCCGCCAGGCGGAGAGACUGGAGAGACUUUCAGGCGUGACCCAGGAGAGUCCGCCCUCCCUGAAGCCUGUGCACGCUUGCCAAACGCAGACGAAGACCUCACACACAGAGGAGGAGGAAGAGUUGGGCAUCAGCACGGUUUAUAUGAAAUCAUCUACACCGUGCCAAAUACGGUUAGAGCCGCUGAUGGUUCCACUCGCCAAUGAAGCCUUGUUUGGGGCGGUGGGGUCGGGGGUGCGCACCCCCACCUCCUCACCUCACGGCUCCACCCUGACACGCAGCUCCAGCAGCGACAGUCUGCGCAGCGUGAGAGGAAAGCCGGGCCUGGUGCGUCAGCGGGCGCAGGAGAUCGAGACCCGGAUGCGCCUGGCGGGCCUCACCGUGUCGUCCCGGCUGAAACGUUCCAACUCGCUGGCUAAGCUGGACUGCCUCAACCUCUCCUCCGAAGACCUGUGCUCCGCCUGCUCGUCAGAUGCGGGGACACUACUACUCCUCUCGCUGUCCCCGGAGCCGGACCACGGCCAGAAGUGGGAGUCCCCCGCGCAACCCCGGAAGGACCCGCACACGUCCGCCUGGCCGUCCAGCUGACACGUCCAGCAGGGCUUGGUGGUGGUACUCCAACUCGUCAUAGAGCUGUCGCGAGGUAGUAAAAAAAUGACACACAACUGUCAUAUAAAGUGUUCACUUAUUCGCCACAUUGUUUGCCAAUCUGCUUUUGACACUGAAAGUCAUAUUGCUGUGUCUGACAAGUCAAGCCGUCAUCAGUUGGAUAAACAAGUGCCUUAUGUUUGAGACCAGAGGCACAACGUUUUGGGCAGAAGGAUAAGAGAAGAGCAUUUUAACCCACAGCCCUAAAAGUACCUUGUGUGUACUGAAAUAUGGUAUGGUAUCCAUCAGCACUUAUUUUUUUACCAGUCGGGUACAAAGUAUUAGUAUUGUGCAUCGAUAAAGCUGAUCUAUCCCGUAGUUGUGAAAGUGUUCAUAAUUGUAGAGUUGUCACCUAUAUUGUAUCUUGUUUUAGAUGCCAUAGGCCUUCACGGAGAGCCAGUUCUCAGAUUGAAGUUGACGUACGGUGAUGAAAUUGACGUGUGACUCUAUUGCUUGUAUUCAGUCACGUGACUUCUUCCCGGAAGUGAAACAAUUGGUGGUCAACCAAGCCAAGAUUGCUGUUGUAUAGCAAGCAGCGUGCGGACUGAGUACAUAGGGGGCCUAGGCCUUCCUGCAAAAAGCAGAUAGGAGCAAAAAAUCUAAAACUGCAAUGGAAUCUAUCCCUAUACUUGAUUAAAGAUUUGUCGAGUGAUAAAGGAUUAUCUGUCGGUCACGUUCCCAGACAUGUCCAACUAUCUGGUGCUCCAGACGCCGUUCUACACGACAAAACGGAUAGAAACUUGAAAAAGCAUGGAGGCCUUUGGUCAAGGAAAUUGCUAUCAAGAUUCUCGCAAAUAAAUAUGCAUUUUCUUUGCUGGGGUAAGGUUGCAUUUCAUGAUUCAACUUCGCGCCUACUGCCAUGUUGCUGUUGCAUGGGCCGUUUACGAGUAUGCGUGUUUUUCCCCUUCUUGAUCAAAAUAUAACUGUAGAUGUCAACAGCUUCAUUUAUGAUUGCUGCCUUUGGUAAAAGCUUAAAUCUUAAGUUUUGCUCACACUCACCGAGUUGGUAGUUUACAAAACACUUGCAGCAAACAUGCGUUUUAAAAACUCCGAAACAAGAUCAAAUGCAAAUAUUAUCAAGAUGAUACUUAAAUGGGAAAUAUUAAAUGUUAAAAGUAUAGUACAGGCCAAAGGUUUGGACACACCUUCUCAAUCAAUGCGUUUUCUUUAUUUUCAUAACUAUUUACAUUGUAGAUUGUAAAUGGUAAAUGGGUUAUACUUGUAUAGCACUUUUCUACCUUCAAGGUAUUCAAAGCGUUUGACACUAUUUCCACAUUCACACACACAUUCACACACUGAUGGCGGGAGCUGCCAUGCAAGGCCCUAACCUCGACCCAUCAGGAGCAAGGGUGAAGUGUCUUGCUCAAGGACACAACGGACGUGACGUAGUUGGUAGAAGGUGGGGAUUGAACCAGGAACCCUCAGGUUGCUGGCACAGCCACUCUCCCAACUCCGCCACGCCGUCCCCAAAGACUGUCACUGAAGGCAUCAAAACUAUGAAUGAACACGUGGAGUUAUGUACUUAACAAAAAAAGGUGAAAUCACUGAAAACGUGUUUUAUAUUCUAGUUUCUUCAAAAUAGCCACCCUUUGCUCUGAUUAUGGCUUUGCACACUCUUGGCAUUCUCUCGAUGAGCUUCAAGCACACCUGUGAAGUGAAAACCAUUUCAGGUGACGACCUCUUGAAAUAAAUAAAUGGUAAAUGGGUUAAACUUGUAUAGCGCUUUUCUACCUUUUUAAGGAACUCAAAGCGCUUUGACACUAUUUUCACAUUCACCCAUUCACACACUGAUUGAAGCUCAUUGAGAGAAUGCCCAGAGCGUGCAAAAAAGCAAUCAGAGCAAAGGGUGGCUAUUUUGAAGAAACUGGAAUAUAAAACAUGUUUUCAGUUAGUUCACCUUGUUUUGUUAAGUACAUAACUCCACAUGUGUUCAUUCAUAGUUGUGAUGCCUUCAGUGACAAUCUACAAUGUAAAUAGUCAUGAAAAUAAAGAAAACGCAUAGAAUGAGGCGAAGGUGUGUCCAAACUUUUGGCCUGUACUGUAAAUCAAGCAAACAUUUAACAAAGUGAUCACUGCAAACUCAUGCGUUCUUCGACUCUGCUCCCUUGUACGAGAGUGCGUGCUACUUUUUUGUCGUCGUCUCGUAAAAUCUUGCACUCUUUUGCCCUUCUUGUUACUUCUCGAGGAACUCUGAAGAAACAUUUAUCCUUUUUGCGUUUUGAACGGUUUGUACAGCCGAAAACAACACAAGCCCAGGGCAUUUUUCUUUGAGUGGCUAAAUGCCACUUAGAUCGCGAUGACAACAGACGCUGGCUUGACCACCACGCAUAUUCAAUGAGCCGGACGUGACGUAAAUCCAAGCAAUAAGUGUGUGAAUGGAAAGUGGAGAGAAAGAGGCUUUUCACUGUUUUCAACAAUUAUCAGAAUACUUUCUGAUUAUGUUGUUCCUUUGCACUGCUUUUUUUUGGGAUUGUGUAUACUUGACUUGGUACACAACAAGCUAUCUUCCAAAAUAACAUUCAAGUAAUGUUAUCGACCUCAUCAUUCCCCUCGGUGAUCACGGGAGCGCAAUCAAGCUGUGUGGCUUGAAAUCACAAAGCAACUGUCUAAUGCAACACACGACAAGGAUUCCAUGUCAUAUAUACGGUAUAUGUGUCUUUUUUUGACAACUCAAAAAAAAAAAGUAAUCCUUGAGGAUUUCCAACAUGAAAGUCAUGUUUAAAAUGUGAAAGACCAAAGCUCUACGGCUGUCUCAUCAAACUGAAACUGUACAAUAUACAGUGGUCCCUUGGUUUUUGUAGCCCCCCACCGCCCACACACACUUUGUAUGAUUCCAUUUUUGCCAAAAGUUUAUGCCACAUUAUUUACAGUGUCUCGUCCCAAACUAGUCUGUUUGACCGCGUAUCAUUUCAUGCAGUCACCGAACAAAGAAUCCAAUGUGUUUUUUUUUUUUAACUUAGUGCCAAUAUGGGGCCAAAGAAAGUUGCAAGUGCCAGCACUUUGAUAAAGUAAGUGAGAAACAAUAUUGAAUUCAAGAAAGAAUUUAAAGUAUGGGAGAGAGGCUUUUCACUCUUUUCAACAAACAGAAUACUUUCUGAUUAUGUCGAAAGUAUCAUACCUUGAAGCUCUUCGCCCUCAAGGGUCUUCAAUAAAGGUAGAAGUUAAAUGUUUAUCAAUUUAAUUUUUUUUGUAUUUUGCAUAUUUACUGCAUGUACAACUAGAAUUAUCAUUUAUGUAAAGUUUUUGUGUUAAUAUAUUUUUGGGUGUGGGAGAAUUGGAUUUGCAUUACAGUAAUUCCUCAUUUAUCGCUGUUAAUUGGACGCGAUAAAUUCAUUUCUGCAAAUUAGGAAUUAUAAAUCAAAUAUUUUUUAAUGGCUAGAACUGUAUAUGACCUUAAUAAGUUUAACAUUAUGAGAGCUCUCUAGACAACUAAUAACAUUGUAUACUAUUUAACUCCAGUAUAGAAAUGUAGUCAUGGCUGAGCCAAUCAGUGGCCAUGAUACUAAACAGCGCACUCUGAUUUUCCGGUUUUGAUCUAAUCCAGUGGCCAAUACUACUGUAGUAUUGAUAUUUUUAGAUUUUUUUUAGGCCUGAAAAUGCUUAAUUUAGGGCCAAAUAUGCUUAAAAGUUAAAACAAAAAACAGAAAGAAACCUGCAAACGAGGAAAAAGUGCUGGGGUUCCGUUCGAUUCGGUCUACGUCAGACCUUUUGGAACGGAUUGCUAACAAAAACCAAGGCACCGCUGGAGUCUUCAUGUCAAUCAUGUUUGUAUUUAAAUGCUGUCACAUCGUUUUGCACAUUUUGGGAGAGGCAAAAAAUACUCGAGGGAGUUUUUUGGGCUUACUGCUGUUCGGCUUUUACGCUCAUAUCCAGUUUUAAAACUACGAUCACACUAGGUUACGUGUUAUUUUUCGUAACCAUGCUUUUUUUUUUUAAAUACUUUACAUAUGCAGUAAUUUUUGUACUGUACAUUGCUGUAGUUUAAAUGCAUAAUGCACUUUUUAUGUUAAUGUACUGUAUGUGUUGAUUAUGGAAAUAAACGUGU
Messenger RNA from Nerophis lumbriciformis (worm pipefish), 7198 nucleotides. RefSeq names its product slingshot protein phosphatase 1a (gene ssh1a). The record is from RefSeq and is a predicted model, not a curated record. Gene Ontology annotation, molecular function: phosphatase activity; actin binding. Gene Ontology annotation, biological process: protein dephosphorylation; negative regulation of actin filament polymerization. Lineage: Eukaryota; Metazoa; Chordata; Actinopteri; Syngnathiformes; Syngnathidae.